Messenger RNA from Lactuca saligna, 759 nucleotides. NCBI's taxonomy places the organism in Eukaryota, Viridiplantae, Streptophyta, Magnoliopsida, Asterales, Asteraceae. The record is from the annotation of a GenBank genome assembly.
AUGUUGCGCAAGCUAUAUGAUGAAGAAGAUAUAGAGGAAGAGAAAAUUGAAAAAGAUGAGGAAGAAGAUUCCGGUCCCAUCUACGACACCGAUGGAGAAGGGGAAUUUUGUGAAAGAAUAAAUUUCUUGGUUGAAGAGGAAUUUAUUGAAGAAAUUGAAGAAGGAACUAAUUUUGUGAUCGGAGAUGACAUUGUUGAGGCAAUUGUGGAAGAAAUCAAUUUUGUUGAUAUGCACAAAAUUGUUGAAGAAAUGGUGAUUUUUGUUGAACAACUAAAAUCAUUCCGAGAGAUCACAACCUUGAGAACCAAUGACUGCCUUAGUGACAAGAAGAAGUACGGUGAGAGGUUGGAUUUUGCUAAUUAUGAUCUUGAUAGUGAUGUUUUUGGGCCGAGUUCAUGGGAAUGUAUGGAAGUGGUUUUUCAUCCACAAAUGGAAGAUACGAUUAGGAUUGAAUUUGGCGAGUUAUUUGAGUUAUUUGAAGAAGAACAUGUUUGUUGUCCAAAAAUGUUGCGCAAGCUAUAUGAUGAAGAAGAUAUAGAGGAAGAGAAAAUUGAAAAAGAUGAGGAAGAAGAUUCCGGUCCCAUCUACGACACCGAUGGAGAAGGGGAAUUUUGUGAAAGAAUAAAUUUCUUGGUUGAAGAGGAAUUUAUUGAAGAAAUUGAAGAAGGAACUAAUUUUGUGAUCGGAGAUGAAUUGUUGAGGCAAUUGUGGAAGAAAUCAAUUUUGUUGAUAUGCACAAAAUUGUUGAAGAAAUGGUGA